AAUACCAGCAGGAAAAGGCUAUGUCAUCACAGUAAAAAAGGGGUGUGGCAUACUGCCACUAUGACACGCCCACUAAUAUGCCUCUACGAAGUUUGAUCUUGUUCUAGUCGCAGAACAUUUCAUUCUAGUUGUAGAAUAACCGCGGCGCUGUUUUUGAGACAGAUAUUUUUUUGACUAGGUAUUGUUAGUGUGAAAUAACUUUGGUUUUCAAUCUGUUAAAGUCAAACACUCAACACAAGAGCCGUAUUGUUUAGGCUGAGAGCCAGGCUGCGAAAUGGACAGAUAUGAUCUAAGUGGCAGACGUGCAGCCGUGAUCAUGUGCGGUGGGGGAAGACCGGGCUCUGAGUACGAUGUUGAGAGAAUAAAGGCGCUCUGCAAACAGAAUAAGUUUCCUGGACCUAGUUAUAGUGUUAAAUGCAAAACUAAAGAGGACGUAACUGAUGCACUGAAGUCAUUUCGAAACAACCUGAGCAAUGACGUCAGUUGCCUCGCAAUGUUCAUCAUGGCCCAUGGUGGACUUGGACACAUUGAAGUCAAUGACGAAGAGAUUCUAGAUCUAGAAGAUAUCUACAAGAUGUUUAGCAACAGCCAGUGUCCAGCCCUCCGUGAGAAACCCAAGCUCUUUGUUGUGCAGGCCUGUAGGGGAGUGAAGGGACGUCCUAAAGACCUUUACACAGACGGAGGUAGAUCUUCAGGCGCUGUCUCAAAAAAGUUGCUCCCCACGGAGUCUGACUCCAUGGAAGUGUAUGCAGUGCCUCCAGGAAAACUUGCCAUCAGACACCCGGACAGAGGAUGCCCAUUGUUUGAAGAGAUGCAUAACGUGUUUACGAAGGAUUCAGUAGCUACCCGUGAUGUGUAUGAACUCUUCACAGAGGUGAACCAACGUCUGGGUCAGAGGAAGGACCGUAGAAAGGACGGAUACGAACAUGAUUUCCAGCCAACACCCAGAGUCAUCAAGAGAAACCUACAGCCAGUAGAUAAAGAGGAUUCAUCUGAUGACAUAGGGCGUUCUCUUCACAUUGUGAACAAUCUGACCAAGAAGUUGUAUCUCUGAUAGGGAGAUGGGAGGAGGUACAGUAAGAGGAGGAGGAGGGGGGGGGGGGG
Molecule: messenger RNA, 1104 nt
Organism: Oncorhynchus mykiss (rainbow trout)
Lineage: Eukaryota; Metazoa; Chordata; Actinopteri; Salmoniformes; Salmonidae
Source: RefSeq, a predicted model, not a curated record